UGUAAAAUGCAAUGCUUCCAUUUGCAUGCACAUUAUAAAUCUGAUUAUUAUCCCAUUUCUGUAGAUUAUUCAAGUGAUAAUGAGAUUGCAUUUCUCCUCAGUAUCCAAUAUCUCCAAUAUCUACACGCACGCACCCCCCUUUAUCUGAUGUGCUUUGUUCUUUCACAUCUGUGCAUGUGUGAAACAAAUAAUAGAAAACAGAAGUGACGAUGUGACGACAAACUACAGAAAUAAUGUGCAGCUGCAGAAGGUUGACUAAGAACCAUGUCUGGAGUCAAGAGGGAGUGAAUUUCAUGUUAUAGGAGGUGAAAAUCCUCGAAACAGCCAAGCUGAGACUGUAACCUUAUUGAACUACCGUAGACAAGGCCUGAUGUUUGAAAAGUCAUGGGGAGUUUGAUAUACUUGAUAUACGAAGAAGAAAAAAAUGCUAUAAUUCAUUUGAACACGUGUGUACUGUUAUCUCGUUUCUGGAUCACAUAGAGCCCUGUCAGAUACGGGGGGUUUAGUCCCAGGAGGAUAUGGACUCAGAGAGCCUAUUCUGGUUUCUGGGAAGUGAAUAACAAUAGUCAAUUUGACAGCAUCUUAAUAAUCUUAAUAGGCGAAGCCUCUGGUGCGCCAUAAAGUGUGUCCUGACAUGACCUUUAGAUAGCCCCUUAUAAAUAUAUAAAAAUGAUGUAGAAAUAAUUCUCGGCUUUCAAAUAUAAUAGUUAAGUUGUGGCAUUUUAUGAAGUUAUUCGGCUGUUACAUCAGAGUCGGAUAACGGUUGAAGACCUGAGCCUGAGAGACAAUGUCACACACCCUUUAUUAGCGUUGUUCUAUGAAAGCACCAGUUCUCAUUCUGAAAGUGUCAAACCCUCACUGGUAUUCACGUGAUGAGUGUUCUGACUAGAGCUGAAGUUUGGCGACUGUACCUCUGUGCUGGGAAAAAAAAAAAAAAAAAAAGAACCAAGAAAAGGUAAAGUACACUUUGAGGUCAGUCUAAAUGUGUUUGUUCUUGGGAUUCAUGUCAGAGUUGUUAGAAAGUCAACUUGAGUGAAACCGAAACAGCUGAAUCAGAGAGCCUGGGACACUGGACGAGGGGCGCAAGAAGGGGAAAGGUUGCAAGGUGCCGGAGAGGUGAGGAGAGGGAGUGGUAACGAGAGAAGGAGGGACUGGAAACGAGACACAGGGAGACGGAGAGGGAGACGUCUUUGUGUAAACCGCCGUGCUCUCCUGUUAGCAGCUCCUCAUUGGCCAGCCAGAAGCCCCCCUGUGUGAAGGAAGUAUCACCAGGGAAACUUCUUCUCGCUGCCUCUGUGCAUGUUUUCCUUCUUGCCAGGGUUAUUUUUAAAUAGCGUUCGGCUUCCUGCUCAGACUGAAGACUACAAGCCACAGCAUCCCUGUUUUGUUAUUUUCUUGGAUUUCACAAAUCGAGAAACGCUGCAGCAAUGUUCUCCUCCUCUCCUCUCCCACAGUUACAUUGCAAGCUCUUUGCAAAAAUGGGGGACGACCGACCUUUUGUGUGCAACGCUCCCGGCUGCGGACAGAGGUUUACCAACGAGGACCACCUGGCAGUACACAAACACAAGCAUGAGAUGACACUGAAGUUCGGACCAACCAGAACCGACUCUGUUAUUAUUGCAGACCAGACACCUACUCCCACUCGUUUCCUGAAAAACUGUGAGGAGGUCGGUCUCUUUAAUGAGCUGGCCAGCUCCUUUGAACAGGACGACGAUGAAAAGAGGGCCAAGAACUCGCACCCUGCUGCCAACUCUGUGGCGUUAGACAUGACUCUGCAGACGCCGUCGGACGUGAAAGUGAAAGAGGAGGCUCCCGUGGAGGUGGACUCUUCACCGCCGGACAGCCCCGACUCCGUCUCCGAGACGUCAGACAGCAACAGAGAGCCGCUGGUGAAAGCAAAGGACACGCCACCCAGGAACUCGGCUCCGACUCCCACCAUCGUGCGUCCGGGUUCUCUCCCACUACAUUUGGGUUUCGAUGCGCUUCAGCCCACGAUGCCGUCUCCCACCUCAGUCAUCACACAAGCGCCGCCUUCAAAUCGUACUUUAGGUUCACCAACCAGCCAUUACCCCAUGAUGAUGCUGCCCUCCGGGCAGGCGGUGCCGGUGCUCCCCGGUCCCGUGCAGAUGCCUUCUGUCAUUAAUCUGGCCCGACCCGUGUGCAUGGUACCCAACAUUCCCGGGAUCCCUGGUCCUCCUCUGGGAGGCAGCAGCAGCGGCUCGAACUCCCCCUCCGGCUACAGCAUCCACUCAGAGGCCAAGAUGCGUUUGAAGGCGGCGCUGUCACAGCAGAGCCCGUCGGGACACGGCAUAGGGGUCAUGGCCAUGGGCAGCAGCCCCAUGGUGCCCCAGAAGGCCGAGCAGAACCAGCUGCUGGUCCAGCAUCCAGACGCUCCGUCACCUGCACAACCUCAGGUAUCGCCGGCACAGCCCACGGGUGGGCGUCGGCGGCGGACGGCAGACGACGACCCCGACGAGCGAAGGCAGCGCUUCCUGGAGAGAAACCGGGCCGCGGCGUCACGCUGCAGACAGAAACGCAAACUGUGGGUCAGCUCCCUGGAGAAGAAGGCCGAGGAGCUCAGCACUUUGAACGUCUCGCUGUCGAAUGAAGUCUCUCUGUUGAGGAAUGAGGUGGCUCAUUUGAAGCAGCUGCUGCUGGCCCACAAGGACUGUCCUGUGACCACCCUCCAAAAGAAGACCGCCUACUUAGCUGCAGAGGAGAGCAUGAAAGACACCUCGGAGCCGACAGGUUCCCCCGCCCCGGUGAUUCAGCACAGCUCUCUGGCCCCCAGCCCCUCGGCGGGCCACAACGGCCUGAGCUCCAGGGCGGCGGCCGAGGCCAUGGCCAUGUCGGUGCUGGCGGGGAUGGGCCAGCAGCAGAGGGCCGAGAGCGGAGCCUCUCACAUCAUCAUGGCUGCACAGUCCCAAUCCGCCGCCAGAUGAUGAGCGUUCCCGCCGUGGCCCAGACUUGGCUCCUCACACAGGGGGUAGAAAAGACUCCCACCUGCCACCCAGCCAAUCUUCAAGUCUGAUUUUCACUCCCUCCCUCCCUCCCUGUUUUUUCCCCUUGCUGAUUUUUCUGCCCCCCCCCACCAACCCCCCGUGGAGCCAUCAUGCUGUGGCCUGGAGCUCAGCAGCAGCCUUCUGGGAAUGGACUGAGACUUUUGAGAGCUUCCUGUUCACUUUGCCAUAGACUACAGGGGCUGGACUCCAGUAACACCCUCCCCCGACCCUCCGUGCCUCCCUGCUCAUCUCUUCCAACCCUUCAACUCUUCACCGGACUGCAGGACUACAUCAUUCACACUGCCACCAUUUACCCCAAACACCGACCGUCACGGUUCCAACACAGAUGUCGAUCAAAUCGCAUAUUAUUAGGAAACGAACAGGGUCUCAGCAGGGAAAAGUGCCUUGUGCUGUUCGACUUCUUAUCCACACACACACACACACACACACACACACACACACACACACACACUCACACAGCACCCUGCACUGCACGCACCUCUGCGGCUCCAAAGAUGCAGUAAAAGUGUCUAGGAAUUGGUGAAUUACCAAGACCUUUAGCAAGUGACGUCAACAUGGACCCAAAUACCUGACCUCAUGCCCCCCCUCCUGGUAAAGUGUAUUAACUGUGUGUGUGAUUGUAUAUUUAUGUACAUCAGAACAUAGCAGUUUGCCUACUCCUGAUCUGAUGCAUUAUUAGCUAGAUUGUUAGCAUGUGACUUUUUCUAAUAGGGUGUUAUGUUGUUGAUACAGAAUGUGCAGCUAUAUAUAUAUAUGUUUUGUUUUUUUAAAAAAAACUAAUUGGCACAUCCUCUGAGACUAGAUUGGAAGUAUGUUGGGUUGUGAGUUCAAAUCUGUUUGUUCGAGCAGUUGCUUUUAUGACCUGAAGGGAAUUUUAACCUAUGUCAUCUUUCAUAGUUCUCCCCACCCAGGGAAAAAAAAAAAAAAACAUAAAAAUGUUGUUCUGUCAGGUGGAUUUCCUUGGAAUCAAGAAUUCUUUCUCGUGUGUGUGUGGGGGCCCUGGACUGGCUGUACCUGUCACCUUCACACUUCUCAGGAUGGUUGCACAUCCUUGCUGCUGGUUGGAAGUGCGAUGAACCCCUCAGCAUCUCUGCUCUUUACCAAACCUAAACGAAGCCAUAAUGACUAAGAAACAGGUCUACCGAUCUCCAAAGACCACCUGGUACUUGUCGUAUUGCAGGAAGUAAACAGGCCGACUGUUACUUUUCGCGUAUUUCAUGGACGCCACCUUUGGUUUGUCACUGCUUGCCACUUGCACUCGCACGCAGUCUUACAACCCGACGUCACAUCAUAUUUGCCUUAAGUUCACACUGGUGCCUCUGAUCCCCUCAACCUGAACACACACACACACACACACACACACACACACACACACACACACACACACAAACACACACACUUAUACACAGAUUAGAACAGGAGGAAAAAGACACUCGGAUUAAACGAUGAAGCCUUUAAAAGGAUUUCAAUAUAUGGUUUGCAGGAUAAAUUGAUGCGGUUCUUUUCUGUCAUCUGCUGGAGAGACAAAGAAAAGACAUUGUCAGUGCUGAAAGCUUUAAAGGGCAGAAAGAGAAAAGACAUCUUGUGGCUGUUCUCGAAACAAACGCAGACUCAAGCGGUUUGACUUUGUCGUGUUUUCCUUUUUAUAUAUAUAUAUAUUUCUGUCCCUCUCUGUGACCGUUCACACACAGGAUAUCUGUCCGCCAACACACGGACGCGUCUUUAUGCACUAAAGUAAUGCAAGUUUAUUGUCGCUUUAUAUUUCUGUUCAUUUUAAGUUUUUCAGAUUUUUUUUUUUUUUUUAAAUAAUGGUUUUCUUCUACCUGUACUGUAUACCUGAAUGGGAAUAUGCUCAGCAACUUUAAAGCCUUUGACUGAACUCUGUUAUCCCACAGUCCCCGUGGCAAACCCGGCAUUUUUACCCGACAUGCUGGCGCUAUACCCGGCCGGCAGUCCCGUAUAGACGAUUGUUCGUGUGAAAGGAAAACUCAAACUAUAUUUAGCUUUCAUGUUUUGUUUUGUUUCUUUGUUUUUUUUUUCGUGUUAAGUCGUAUCAUCGGCUUCUCUUCUGUCCUUUCUCGUCUUCCUCCGACCCUCUGUUGUAACUCUUCUGAUUGUUCUGAAUAUAGAGACUAAUUCACUUAACAAAAAGACUUUUUUUUUUGUAGCAGUUCAAAAAAGAUAAAGAAGUAAUUUCUUUCCCGCUGAAUUUGAUGUUUCGACUUUCCUUGUCUAACUUAUUUUAUUUUAUUUUUUUAAAUUGGUCAAAAAUAACAGCAUUCACCACAGUCUUCGGCCCGGUAACUUUAGAACGGCCGUGAAAAGGAGCAACUACAUUAAAAAAAAAAAAAAAAAAAAAAAUCAACAAUGUGAAGGUUGCUCUUUGUGUAUUAGUGGUUUUUUUUUCACACUCCCGUUGUUGAAUU
This is a messenger RNA of Salarias fasciatus (jewelled blenny), 5449 nucleotides long. It is a transcript of the gene atf7a, whose product is annotated as activating transcription factor 7a. The transcript has 11 exons. The record is from RefSeq and is a predicted model, not a curated record. Gene Ontology annotation, biological process: regulation of DNA-templated transcription. NCBI's taxonomy places the organism in Eukaryota, Metazoa, Chordata, Actinopteri, Blenniiformes, Blenniidae. Bases 1428 to 2942 code for a protein of 504 amino acids. Gene Ontology annotation, molecular function: DNA-binding transcription factor activity.